CCAAAACCAGGCCUUGCAGCAACCGAGAGAGGAACACACAGCGAUUUUGCGAGCAGCCAUUAACGGGAGCAAGAACUUCAAGAAGCGCCUCGAAGCAUCGGUAACGCCAGAUCCAACUGCAUCGCGUCACCGCUAUCUCCUUAGGCGAAAGUUUUGCGGGGGGGAAAUGGCGUCGGCAGUAGCAGCGACGACCCCAGAUCACCUGUUCAACAUGAGGAACAACUUCUACCUGGGAGCCUACCAGGCUGCCAUCAACUGCAGCGACUCGCUCCCGCCUCUCUCCCCCGACGAGUCCCUCGAGCGGGACGGCCUCGUCUUCCGAUCCUACGUCGCCCUCGGCAGCUACCAGCUUGUGAUCAAUGAGAUCGAUGCAUCGGCUGCCACGCCUCUUCAGGCCGUGAAGUUGCUCGCUCUCUAUCUCUCGUCUCCCGAUAACAAGGAGUCAGUGAUCUCAAGUUUAAAAGAUUGGCUGGCAGAUCCUGCUAUCGGAAACAAUCCCACUUUGCGAUUGAUUGCUGGGACAAUAUUCUUGCAUGAACAAGACUAUAAUGAAGCCCUUAAGCACACAAAUGCUGGGGGAACCAUGGAUUUGCAUGCGUUGAAUGUCCAAAUAUUUCUUAAGAUGUACAGGUCUGAUUAUGCUGAGAAACAGCUAAGGAUCAUGCAACAGAUCGAUGAGGAUCACUCACUAACUCAACUUGCAAAUGCAUGGCUAGACAUGGCUGUGGGUGGUGCCAAGAUACAGGAAGCAUAUCUCAUUUUCCAAGAUUUCUCUGAGAAGUAUCAGAUGACAGGGUUGAUAUUGAAUGGGAAGGCUGUUUGCUGCAUGCACAUGGGAAAUUUUGAUGAAGCCGAAACCUUGUUGCUUGAAGCUUUGAAUAAGGAUGCAAAGGACCCAGAGACUUUGGCGAAUCUGGUUGUCUGCAGUCUUCACCUUGGUAAACCGGCUUCCCGCUAUCUCAGCCAGUUGAAACUCUCCCAUCCAGACCAUAUGCUUGUUAAACGGGUAUCGGCUGCAGAAGAGAGUUUUGAUAGAGCAGUACAGUCGGUUGCUUGAGGCAUCUUCUCCUGCUUUCAGUAAGUAGUGAUGGUUUGCUAGUUCUUUUUCCCCUUUUUACUCACAUGUAGUCAAAACUCCAUUUGAUAGAGCAUUUGGUUUUGGCUGAGGGUGGUGAUCUUGGAUAAGCUAUAUCUUUGUAUUUUACUGGCAUUUUAUUUACAGCGGAAUGAGGAUUAUAUCAUAUAAAUGAUCAAAACCAUUUCUGUGUUCAA
Messenger RNA from Rhodamnia argentea, 1272 nucleotides. RefSeq names its product coatomer subunit epsilon-1. NCBI's taxonomy places the organism in Eukaryota, Viridiplantae, Streptophyta, Magnoliopsida, Myrtales, Myrtaceae. The record is from RefSeq and is a predicted model, not a curated record. Gene Ontology annotation, biological process: intra-Golgi vesicle-mediated transport; retrograde vesicle-mediated transport, Golgi to endoplasmic reticulum; endoplasmic reticulum to Golgi vesicle-mediated transport. Bases 167 to 1057 code for a protein of 296 amino acids. Gene Ontology annotation, cellular component: COPI vesicle coat. Gene Ontology annotation, molecular function: structural molecule activity; protein binding. The transcript has 7 exons.